Messenger RNA from Lates calcarifer (barramundi perch), 1690 nucleotides. RefSeq names its product GTPase IMAP family member 2-like. NCBI's taxonomy places the organism in Eukaryota, Metazoa, Chordata, Actinopteri, Centropomidae. The record is from RefSeq and is a predicted model, not a curated record. Gene Ontology annotation, molecular function: GTP binding.
AUGUACCCAGGGUCUGACCUCAGGGUGGUGCUGGUGGGUCAGGUUGGGAAGAGUUCAGCAGGAAACACCAUCCUGGGAAAGAAGGCGUUUGACUGUAGGUUCAGUUCCAGACCUCUGACUCUGAUCAGUGAGAAGAGAGAAGAGGAUGUUCAGGGUCAUAGAGUCUCUGUGGUCGACACCCCCGGACUCUUCAGCUCUCAGCUGUCUGAAGAGGAGAUGAAGGCAGAGCCGGAAAAAGCUGUAGAUCUGAGCUCUCCAGGUCCUCACGUCUUCCUCCUCACCAUCCAGCUCGGAAGAUUCACUGAACAGGAGCAGGGAGGUCUGGAGACUCUGCAGAAGCUGCUGAGUCCUGAUGUCUCUAAACACACCAUGGUGCUGUUCACCUACGGAGACCAACUGGAAAACACCGACAUGGAGGAGUUCAUCAGAGACGACAAGAACCUGAGGAAGCUGCUCAGCAAAUGUAGCGGCAAGUACCAUGUGUUCAACAACAGAGAGAUGGAAAACAGAGAUCAGGUCAAAGAGCUGUUUGGGAAAAUAGAUUCAGUCUCUGAGGGAGGAAGAUUGUUUUAUCAGAAAAGAUCUUCUCAGUCACAAAAUUUAAUGUGCACAGGUCAGAGGGUUGCAGGAUUAAGUUGUUUAUCAAAUAGCAUCUCUAAUAUCUACAGAUGUUUACAGACACAUACAGAGUGAGAUAAUACUGGAGGAAGAGGGAGAUGGACAAAGAGAGGAAGCCAGUGAAGGAGAAACCUAGGAGAUGAGAGAGUAUACUCAUAUGAUAACGCAUCACUCAAGGUGUGAUCAAUUAAGUUGGAGACUGCCCCUAUAACAAUUACAAACUGCACCUGAUUAAAAUUUGAUCACCUACCCCUUCAAAGUUGUCCCCACAUGCAGUGAUAAAAAGCUCCCAGAUGCUCCCUGGAAGGAGAAUCAAGAACUAUGUGACUCAUGAUGGAUUUACUCCACUGAGUCGAAACAGAUGAGGAGUGAUGAUUGUGUUCUGUUGUCUGUUGUCUUCUGUUCAGAAGUCAGGAGUCCGGACAUGAACUCAGCAGCAGAGACACAGUGUUCAGAUUAGAUGAGAGGAUGUCUGAACUCAGGUGAUUCCCUCAGUGAUGAUCCUAUAUAACAAUUUGUUCAACUUCUUGAAAUUUUUGUGAGUUGCGCUUGUGGAGGGUUGCUCUGACCUGUUGUUGUCCUAUAGUGAUACUCUGUCCCACUGUCCCUCUGUAAAUUUUACAGUCGUCCUUUAACAAACAUGAAUAUUUCCUGCUGGUUUUUCUCCUCUGUCAGAUCAUAUACUGCAUCAUGUACUACAUCAUAUACUGCAUCAUGUACUGAAUCAUGUACUGCAACAUGUACUACAUCAUGUACUGCAUCAUGUACCACAUCAUGUACUGCAUCAUGUACUACAUCAUGUACCGCAUCAUGUACCACAUCAUGUACUGCAACAUGUACUACAUCAUGUACUAUGGGUAUUCAGAGCAGUGUGGUUGUAAGGCAGUAUGUUGUAUCAGUGUUGUGUUUUCUUUGAUUAUUGGUAUUGUAUUGAUUGAUUGGUGAAUGAUGAAGCUGAUCAUCUCCUGACUCUGACAGAGUGAGUCUAGUGCUCCACCUGCAGGUCACUUCAAUCCUCUACAGUCUGGGUCAGUGAACACAUCAUGUUAUAAUAAACACAUCUUUAACUCCU